AUGACACUAAUUUUAAAAGCCCCAAAAUUUUGUUAUUUACAGAAAGCCCCUAUCUCCCUCCCACACCCCUCCGCCACCACCCACACUCCUCCUCCGCCACCACCUCCUUCGCCUCCUCCACCAUCACUAUCACCUCCUCGGCCACCACCUACUUCGCCUCCUCCACCACAACCACCACCUCCUCCUACUCCUCCGCCACUGCCUUUGCCUCUUUCUCCACCUGCUCCGGCUCCUUCGAUUCCUCCUCCAGCUUCUUACCCUCGCUUUCCACCAUUGAUCACCUUUUGCAGAAAAUCCAACAACUUCGUUUAUUGUGGUAACAAUUAUCGAAUUUGUUGCAACAACUCGAUAAAUACUGAGUUGCAACAAAUUUCGUAG
Molecule: messenger RNA, 378 nt
Organism: Lycium ferocissimum
Lineage: Eukaryota; Viridiplantae; Streptophyta; Magnoliopsida; Solanales; Solanaceae
Product: mulatexin-like
Exons: 1
Coding region: 1-378 (125 amino acids)
Source: RefSeq, a predicted model, not a curated record